AUGCCUCUCUACAGUCAUACGGUGAAAUUUGUGAGUCACGGAGCGAACGGCGCACAGACUUAUACCUGCGCUGCACGUCAAUCAGGUCGAGAAUUAAACUGGAACAACGGAGUACACGUUACGAAGCAAUCACCGAUUCAGUCUAAGGUGCAGCAAGUCCUCACUACCUAUCGGUCUGUACUGUCGCUGCAUUUCAACCAUAGCAUAAUCCUGAGAUUGAAAUUGCCUGAUGACUUCUACCUACCACUCGAACCACUCUGGACAUAG
Messenger RNA from Sparassis crispa, 267 nucleotides. RefSeq lists its product as hypothetical. The transcript has 3 exons. Lineage: Eukaryota; Fungi; Basidiomycota; Agaricomycetes; Polyporales; Sparassidaceae. The record is from RefSeq and is a predicted model, not a curated record. The coding region runs from base 1 to 267 and encodes 88 amino acids.